UCCCGUCACCAUGUGGAUUUGUUAUUACUCUCCGUUGUUUUUGUUUUCGGUUUUUGUGGAUUAAUAAUUUUUUAAAAUUUAUUCUAUAAUGUUAAAGACACUAAAUAUAAUUUAACAGCAGGAACUUAAUUAUAAAUAAGAAAAAUAAUUUCAGAAUGAAUACCAACAAUGAAACUGGUGAAAAGAAAAAGAAUAAUAAACUCUUAGAAACUUCAUUCUUGCUUACUGUCACUGGGGUAUCUAUUCUUGGUGGAUUUGGAAUGGCUUUAGCCUUGGCGAAAAAAAGAGACCCCGUCUAUUUUUUCAAAGGUAUGAUGCCCACCAAAGAGCUCCCCGAGAGUGGCGGGGCAUUGGCAAUGAAAGCUCUCGGCUGGGGCACAUUUUAUGCUGUUUCUGGUUUCAGCGUCUUCUGUUUCGGAGUGUGGAAAAUGAUGGGAGUGAAAAAUCUUGAAGAAUUUCGUUUGAAAGUUGGCAAUGCUCUUCCAAGAAUUCCGAAAUCAGAAAAUCCUGGACGCUCUGAGUUCAAAAAUUUGCGUGAGCUCUUGAAUUAUAUCAUAGAAGAAGAUAAAAAAGGAAAGAAAGACAGUUGAUUUUUCUUGUUUCAUAGGAAUGUGCCAUUUUUGAAUUAUUGUGUUCAUUUUUGAAUGUAAAUUAUCUUAUUAGAAGAUAAACUUUCAGUGCAUCUGUCGUGUGUAUCAUAGAGAUUAAGAUUUAAAUGUAUUUGAAUUUAAAAAAAAUUAAAAACCUUAGUCUUUGUUUUAUUU
Messenger RNA from Argiope bruennichi, 764 nucleotides. RefSeq names its product transmembrane protein 242-like. The record is from RefSeq and is a predicted model, not a curated record. The transcript is spliced from 4 exons. Lineage: Eukaryota; Metazoa; Arthropoda; Arachnida; Araneae; Araneidae. Bases 156 to 590 code for a protein of 144 amino acids.